AUGGUGGGGCUCUCGGAGGGGGAGAAGCACUUCAUCCGCGGCGGCAUCGCGCAGGACCUCCGGGCAGACGGCCGCACGCGGCUGCAGUUCCGGGCCGUCACCGUCGAGACCGGAAUCAUCCCCCAGGCGAACGGCUCGGCGCGUGUUAGGAUGGGUGCGACAGAAGUCAUCGCCAGCGUCAAGGCUGAGUUGGGGAAACCUACAAUUCUUCACCCUGGCAAAGGAAAAGUUUCCAUUUAUGUUGAUUGCAGUCCAACUGCUGCACCUAUGUUUGAGGGUAGAGGUUCUGAAGAAUUGUCGGCUGAACUCUCUGUUGCGCUGCAAAGAUGUUUACUGGGUGGUAAAAGUGGGGCAGGGGCUGCAAUCGAUUUGUCGUCCCUAAUCGUCAUUGAGGGAAAAGCUUGCUGGGAUCUGUACAUUGAUGGACUUGUCGUCAGUUCUGAUGGUAAUUUGCUUGAUGCACUAGCUGCUGCGAUAAAGGUUGCUUUGAGUGAUACAGGUAUUCCAAAAGUUAAUGUUUCCCUGAAUGCUGAAACAGAUGGGGAGCCUGAGUUUGAUAUCAGUGAUGAAGAUUUUUUGCAAUUCGACACUUCCAGUGUGCCUGUUAUAGUUACAUUGACCAAGGUUGGUAAGCACUAUAUUGUCGAUGCCACUUCGGAGGAGGAAUCCCAGAUGAGUUCUGCAGUUUCAGUUUCAGUCAACAGGCUUGGCCAAAUAUGUGGGAUGACCAAGAGGGGAGGCGCAGGGUUGGAUCCAAGCGUUAUUUUCGAUAUGAUAUCUGUGGCCAAGCAUGUAAGCCAACGGUUUAUCUCUCUACUGGACUCGGAGAUUGCAGCUGCUGAAGCUGCAGAUGCUGAAUAAAGAAAAAGAUGCAGAGAAGAUGAUAUCCUGAUGACUACUGACUGUUCCUACCUGCACUUCAAAUGCUUUGCAAGCUAUCUUCCUACUGUAAUUGCCAUUGUUCGCAGUCUUCACUGACUGCUCCUAUCUGCCCUUGCAAAUGUUCUGCAAGAAUGUACUAUCUUCCUGCUGCAAUUGCCAUGGUUCGCAUAGGCUUUUGGUUUUAUGUAGAAUGUCAACUCCAAGCGUGACAAAAUGUUUACGAGUGGUUCCACUUGUUCAGCAAUCAGCACUGUCAAGACUUGCGCCAAGGCGUGCAGCAAGUUGUGCAGCAAUGCAUUAGUUUUCUAGAUUCACAUCUGAUGAUUUUGUU
Molecule: messenger RNA, 1213 nt
Organism: Lolium rigidum
Lineage: Eukaryota; Viridiplantae; Streptophyta; Magnoliopsida; Poales; Poaceae
Product: exosome complex component RRP42-like
Exons: 7
Coding region: 1-861 (286 amino acids)
Biological process (GO): nuclear polyadenylation-dependent mRNA catabolic process; TRAMP-dependent tRNA surveillance pathway; nuclear mRNA surveillance
Cellular component (GO): nuclear exosome (RNase complex); cytoplasmic exosome (RNase complex)
Source: RefSeq, a predicted model, not a curated record